AUGGGACGCUACGUCCCCCCAGACCUAGAAGGCCUCACAACGGGCAACAAGCUACACAACAAACACCCCCUCGGCUCACGCGCCCGCAACCUACAAUCCACCGGCGCCCUAACCGUGCGCUUCGAGAUGCCGUUCGCGAUCUGGUGCACAACAUGCCAACCGCACGAGACCAUCAUCGGGCAAGGAGUCCGCUUCAACGCCGAGAAAAAGAAAAUCGGGAAUUACUACAGCACACCGGUAUACAGUUUCCGAAUGAAGCACGGGGCUUGUGGUGGGUGGAUCGAGAUACAUACGGACCCGAAGAACACGGAGUAUGUGGUUAUUUCCGGUGCGCGGAGGAGGGAUUAUGGGGUUGAUGAGGAGGGGAGGAAGGUGGGGGAGAUCGUUACUGGGGUGGAUAGUAAGGGGAAGAUGGAUGCGUUGGAGAGGUUGGAGGGGAAGGUGGUGGAUAAGAAGCGCGGGGCUGAGGAACGGGAUCGGAUCUUGGAGUUGCAGGAGAGACAGAAGAGGGAUUGGGAGGAUCCGUAUGAGAAGAGUAGGAGGAUUAGGAAGGUGUUUCGGGCGGAGAGGAAGGGGCUGGAGAGGAAGGAGGAGGAGAGGGAGAAGUUGAAGGAUAAGUUGAGUUUGGGGAUUGAGGUUGUUGAUGAGAUUGAGAGUGAUCGGGUCAGGGCCGGGUUGGUGGAUUUUGGGGAGGGCGCGGUGGAUGGACGGAGGGCGAGGAUGAAGCCGUUGUUUGGGGAGGAUGAGGUACGGGCUGGUGGGGGGAAGAAGGAGGGGAAGAGAAUGAAGGCUAAAGAGGUGCUUGAGGAUCGGAAGGCUGCUUUUCGGAGUGAGUUGAGAGGGAAUACGAGGGCUGCAGUGGACCCGUUUUUGAGUGGUGAUUCCGAUGCGUGGAGGCCUGAGGUUAAGAGGAGGAAGGUUGUCUCUGGAAGUAAGUCCGGUGAUGGGAAGGAGAGCGCUGAGAAUGGCUCGGAGAUGGAGAAGAGUGCUUGGGAAGUGGGAGAGACACCCCGUCCGAGCCUUGCGUUGGUGAGCUAUGCGUCGGAUUCGGAGUGA
Molecule: messenger RNA, 1056 nt
Organism: Aspergillus vadensis CBS 113365
Lineage: Eukaryota; Fungi; Ascomycota; Eurotiomycetes; Eurotiales; Aspergillaceae
Product: Saf4/Yju2 family protein
Exons: 1
Coding region: 1-1056 (351 amino acids)
Biological process (GO): mRNA splicing, via spliceosome
Cellular component (GO): U2-type spliceosomal complex; post-mRNA release spliceosomal complex
Source: RefSeq, a predicted model, not a curated record